AUGGAUCCCAAUCCCAUCCUAUUUGUAUUUAUGAUUCUGUUUUUAACAUUUCUGACAAACGAUUCGACAGCACUUGAAUAUGAUGGGUCCAGUCUAACUCAGGAAUAUCCAUGGAAGCGAGGCCUAGUACGAUACUCCAACUUGGUGACUGGAGCGAUAAGGAAUCUAGCUAAAGAAUCAGACCCCAAAAGUAUCAGAAGAGACAGCAGGGACUACUUUAAUGAUAACUCUGAUACCGUUACUGUUGAACAAUAUACAACAGACGUGACGAACAAUGAUGAAGAAACAUCCACUCCAAAGCCACGUAAACGAUCUCGAAAAUCUAGACGUAAAAUGAAAAAGAAUAAAAAUAAAAUUAAAAAAUACAAGACACAAUUUAAAAUUACAAAAAUAAAGAAUAAGAAACGUAAUAAAGGAAGGAGGAUUAAAACAGAACUACCGGAUAUUGUUGAAGCUAUACUGAAUGAAUCACAAGAAAUGUAUUUAGAGACAUUGCCUGCAUUACCUACUAAACGUACAAAAAUUAUUAAAUCUACAAAAGAAAAGCGCAGAAAAGGUAAAAAAAGUAAAAAACAUUCCAAUCAUAUUGGUGACGGUUACGAAAGACGCCACAACAAAGGAGGAGGUUGGCAGAAACUAACAUAUCGGAAGAAGAAAGCUGGUAAAUCAAAACAUCCAAAAAAGAAACAUCAUAUAAUACUCACCACCACUCUCAAUACUGAAGAUUAUUUGGAGACUGUUAACAGCGAAGAAGUGGAAGAAACGACAAAACAUAUGCAUAAAACUAAUGACGAAAGAACAGAGAUAAUUUAUGUAACGCCAGUUCCAAACUACAAAAAAUACAAGCCAGAAUUUAGAUACAUUCGCAUAGAUAGUGAACCACUCAUUUAUGGUAACCUACACACUCGAAACUCAGAUAUGGCUCGCUCUUCUGAAUCGGAUACUUCCAAAAGCGUAUCAAAAGAAACUGAAGAACCGGAUUCAAGCCAAAAGGAAGUUACAAACUGGGCUGAAGCAUACAAACUUGGAAGUAGUCCAGAAGAAAAUCAUGAUGAAGAGGAUGUAUCAGACACAACAGAAAGUAGCGAAACAUCAUCAACAGAAACAGAUGAGUCGGAUCAUGACCACGAUUCCUUAAAGAUACGAAGAACUGCAGAUGAUCAGUGGUUCGAUCUAGAAGGUGAUAAAGUCAAAUAUCCAAACAACAUAAAAGAUAAUUACAGAGUUAAAAAAUCAAAGGCUGUAAGUGAUAAUCCACAUGAAACAAAAAUAGUUCUAUACAAAAAUUAUCACAAGAAAAAGUCCGAUCAAGAUGUUGCAGAACGAAAGGAUAAACCAGUUAGUUCAUACCACAAUAUUAUAGGACAACAGCCCAAAACGAUUACUACAAAACGUGACAUUGAAGAAGAACAGCACAAAACAGUUUCUCCAAACCAUAGGAUAGAGUUAACAAUGACGAACAAAACGAAGUCACAUUUAAGUAUACUGGAGGACAGGUUAUCACCAGUGUUAGAAUAUGGCAUAAAAAAAAAUAACACCGGUCAAGAAAAAAAACCUGCAAAAAGAUUCACCCCCUCCGACGAUAUUUUAAUGAUAACUUUUGAAGAAGAUCAAACUUCAAGAUAUGAACCAUCGGUUCAUUACAAGUCACAUUAUAGGCGUUUGCGUAAAAAACUUUUCGGAAGAAAAUCUAAAACCAGAUCAACACGAAACAUAAUGAAAUUGCCAACAUUUACAGAAGUAAUGGCAGUUCACGAUAGAGUAAUAGCAGAGCAUAGCAGUCAAUUUGAAGAUAUUCAUAAAGAGAUUAUUGAAAACAGUACGAUAAAUGAUGGCUCUGACUCCGAACCUCGGUCAACGGAGGUGGUCACAGAAAAACCUAGAUGGAGAUACGAACCAGUGAUAGAAUUCGUUCCUGUGAAGAAUUCAUUUCGUGGACAAACACAAGAUGACGAAGAGACACGGGAAAUACAAGACCCUCUAGUAGAGAAGUACGAAACACAUUUUGAUGAAAGUAAACAUUACGACAAUAGUCCAGAACAAACGCAUGUAAAGAGAUCAACACUACAUGAAACCGUAAAAGUGGUGAAAAUAUCACACGUAAAAAUUAAGAAGAAAAGGAGGAACUUUUUAACAACAAAUCAACCAGAAGAAACUACACCCGUUGAAGACUAUGGUGACACAAACACAGAAGCAGUCAAAGAAACUGAAAGAACUCCAAACAGAUACAGCAACACAUAUCAAGUUCAUGAAAAUGUCAUAGAUGUCCCUGAUAAUAGACAUAUUCCUGGACCAGUUAUACCUAACUAUGUGGGUCAGUACCCCAGGGAUGCUGUAGUGUGCCGCGGCGCCCGCGCAAGACGCACGUGUUCCGCGAAUUUGUUUUUUUAUCGAGUGUUCUGUGAUCGAGAUUGUGCCGAAAUGAUUCGACAUACAAUUAUCCUUAUUAUAUCUAUACUCUCGUUGAGUCAGGUAGACUCAGCACAACAACAAGUCCAGUUGUCCGAUUCAUAUCUUCCAGUAGUGAUGCAAGUGAUAGCCCACAUCACGGAUCAGAUGGCAUUUGAAAACAAAGAUGAAGUUUCGUCGAAGCCGACCACGAAGCCAACAACCAAGCCGACAACUAAGCCGACAACUCAGCCGACAACUAAGCCGACGACGAGGCCGACUACGCGCCGGCCAUUUUCGACGACAACGUCGAGACCAAAUGACUUAACUACUCCGUUUCACAAGCCGGGUCUAUAUGCACCUAAUUCUCCGCCAAAACCAUCAGAACGCCAGACUCAGAACCAAAAUCGCUUUGUGCUGCUGCCAGUGAAUCAGAAUUCACAGUACACAAUCCUGGAACCACAAGGGGCUAUCACUGAAGGUCCACUGUUGUCCAUACAAGAUGAAACCAUAAAGCCUCUGCUAGAAAAAGGUCCAGCAUCUUCGCCUUUGCUGCCUCCUCAUAAUUUUGUGGAAAUGUCUAGUAGAUCACAGGGUUACACGGAUGACGAACUCACUGAAGAGAAUCUCCAAUACCUUUCCGAUGACGUCAGAGAAAUGAUCAAGAUGGCACAUGACCCUCACAACAGCAAAGUUAUCGACGUAUUUGGGGAUGUGCGUCGUGGCAAUCAACCCAUCCAAUCUAAAGCCAAGCUGUCUGCUACUAACCUCAGGCUGCUGUUGCUGUAUGAUCUACUAAGUAGGGAUGCGAAGAGGCAGAGGCUGUCGGAUUACAGCGGUUUCUCUCCAGAUGUCAUGAAGAAUCUGGUGGAUUCUACAAGCACAGGUGCUCGGGGUCAACUGAAGAUGGCAUUAUCCAAGAUGGUAGAGCGACAUGACUGUGGUCACGAAUACGCGAAUAACAGAGCGAAGGAAAUGGUUAUCGAGUUAGGAAAGGAUGAAUCGGGGCUUUCUACUGAAUUGAGAUAUUUGCAGCCACUUGUGUAUACUUAUUAA
This is a messenger RNA of Arctia plantaginis, 3444 nucleotides long. NCBI's taxonomy places the organism in Eukaryota, Metazoa, Arthropoda, Insecta, Lepidoptera, Erebidae. The record is from the annotation of a GenBank genome assembly.